CCUGUAGAGGGCGCUGUAGCGUGAACCCGAGCGUUAUGUUUUAUGGGUCCUCCGCCAGCAUGUCUCUGCCCUCCAAGAGCAAGCUGAAGAGGCAGAGCCGCACCUUCACGCAGGUGCUCUACCGCACCUUGAGUUACCGGGACCGGCGUUCCGUCACCGACCUGCCCGAGCAGGUGCCCGAUGACCCGGCGGAGCUCUCCACACAGACCUCAGCCCCCGGGGUGCUCAAGAUUUUUGGGGACGAGAUCUGCUCAGGGGCCAACUACAAAAGUGUCCUGGCCACUCCUCGCUCGAACGCCAAGGAGCUCAUCAAGGAGGCCCUGGAACGCUACUCCUUGAACAAGGGUUCGGCUGGAAGCUAUGUGCUCUGCGACGUUAUCGGGAAGUUGGAGGGGCCGGAGAAGAGCUGGAAGACGGAGUGUCUGAGGGCCCUGGGGGACAAUGAGAAGCCUCUGCUGCUCCAGGACAUGUGGAAGCCCAAGGAGGGCUUUGCCCGGCGUUUCGAGCUGCGCAAGAGGGCUGAGGUGGAGGAACUGGCUGCCAAGGAGAAGGACACAGUAACUGCUGGAGUCCACAAACGCUCCCACGCCCUUGUGCCACCUAUGGGUAGGGCUGGGUAUGUUAAGCCCCGAGGUUCGCCCCACUGCGUGCGCUCGUCACAGCCCUCCACUCCUAGUUUUAAAGAUAUCAAUGCCCAGGCCAGGAAGCUACAGAGGAACCGGGCAAAAGGGACCAUGACCCUAAAUUCAGGGACCUCCUUCUGCCGCAGUCUGAGUGAAACCAGCCUCAACCUGGUGGGAGGCCCUGGGGAGGAGCCUAAGAGGUACUACUCCACCCUGCCCGGGCCCCUGAGGACACGGAGCGGCAGGGAUGCGCUGCAGGCGGGCCGGAGGAAGGAGGAGAGGGAUGGUGGAGGGGUGCGGCACUCACUCUACCAGUCCCCACAUCUUCUGCUUCUUCAGGGCUACAACCAGCAGGACUGCCUGGUCUAUCUGCUGAACCGGGAUCAGCACACGGUGGGCCAGGAGACCGCGUCGGCGCGACCCAACAUCUGCCUGUCUUCGCCGGACAUCCUGCCCCUGCACUGCAAGAUCAAGCGGGUCAAGGUGGUGCACAGGUUCACCUCCGCCGUGGAAGAGCGUCUGGUGGUGGAGCCGGUUCCCCACGCCAGCGUCCUGGUGAACUUCUCGCGGGCGGAGCGGACUACGCACCUCCGGCACGGGGACCUCCUCUCCUUCGGGGCUCACUACAUCUUCCUCUACAAGGACCCUGUAAGUGCCCGGCUGUUGCCCACCCAGACGCUGGCGCACCUGCAGAUCCUUGGCCAGCAGCAUGAGGGCGACGGCGAGCCUGGCGGCCAAUCGUGCCGGACGUGCGGCUCGCUGGUGAGGGACGGCCCGGCCCGAAGGCAGGCCUUCAAGCCGCUGUUGAACAAGAACCGGAUGCUGCAGAAGAGGAAGCUGCAGCUGGACUUCGAGAAGGCCCACGAGGACGAGCUGAUUGGUCGGAUCAUGUCCCUCAUUGAGCCGGGGGGAGACGACCACAAGCUGACCCCCGCCUACCUCCUGUGCCUCUGCAUCAAGCACUCAGCCACGGCCUUUGAGCCCGGGAACUUUGGCAAGCUUCUGCAGAAGAUCGUCAAAAGGAUACAGACAGUCGCUUGGGAGAAGACAAAGGAACUGGCCCAGAAGCAAGCUCAGCACCAGGACCCAACCUCCCUAUCUCUGCUCAACAUCUCAGACCUGAUCCCCGACCUGCAGGUCAUAUUCUUCUGGAUGUCCAACGCCAUCGAGAUCCUCUACUUCAUCCAACAGAAGUGUCCCGCCUACAUGCAGGGGAUCGAGCAGCUGGAUUCCAAAGGCUCAAAGGAGUCUUUGCUCUCAGCGACCAUCUCAGCCAAUGAGGAGGCCAUGACCAUCCUGGAGGAGGUGAUCAUCUACACGUUCCAGCAGUGCGUCUACUACAUCACCAAGUCCCUGUAUGUGGUCCUACCGGGGAUACUGGACUGUAACCCGUUUCAAGGGGAGAACGCUGACCCCUGCUGGAAGAGGUCGGUGCUGCCACCCGAGCCAGUGCGCAAGGUGCUACAGGUGUUGCAGACCACACAGGAGCUGCUGCAGCAGUACGAGGUGCACCCUGAAAUCCAGUCCCAGAUGUUUUCCUACCUGUUUUUUUUCUCCAACGUCUCCCUGUUUAACCAGCUCAUAGACAAAGGUCCGGCCCGUGGCUGGUACCAGCGCUCCCGGAUCCUCCAGGUCCAAGCAUGCCUCCGAAUGGUGCUAGACUGGGCCAGGAAGGCAGGCCUGGCACAUCUAACCGACAAGUUCCUGGCCAAAUUCCGCAGCGCCGUCAGCAUCCUGACCACGCCCCUCCAGCAGCUGCUGCAGAUGAGCUGGAAAUCGCUGUCUCUGGAUCACCCAUCCCUGAAGCCCGUCCAGCUGCACCGUAUCCUGACGCAGUACCAGCUGGCAGCGGGCACGGGGCCCGUGACCUCAUGGCAGCCUGGUCCAGAUGAGGAGACACACAUCUACAAAACAGUGGACCUGCUGGAAAGUUUUGAGAACCACCCGCCCAUUGUUCUGCCCAGCAGUGGGUUCAGGGUGGACCUGGACUGCGACGCCGUGGACGAGAACAUUUACAGGCAGUUGCUGUACGUUCGACACUUUCUGUGGGGUCUGAGGACCAAGUCACCCUCCACCAACGGCAGCACAGACUGGCAGGAGCCGCAGAGGGAGCCACCGCAGUCCCAAUGCAGCCCCAGGCCGGCGGGCCCCCGUAGGGAGGGGGAGGCGGACGGCAAGGUGUCGGGGGUGUCGGCCCCCAGCGGGGUCUCUGAGGAACGCCUGCGGGAGAAGCUGCAGCAGAUGCCCCACAGCUUGCGACGGAAUGGGCCACAGCGGACGCUAGACCCGUCCUGCCUGCUCACUCCUCCCAAUACACCCCUCUACCCAGAGCACCCCCAGCUCAAUGGCUGUAGCAGGACCCCCCCAGAUAUUAAGAAAGCCAAUGGCUUCAUUGCAAAUGGCUUGGAAGGCAACAUGGGUGGGCUUGACUUUCCUUUCCCAGUGCCCUCCAGUCAGAGCUCAGCAGCUGACGAUUUCUGUUGCGUGUUUGUAGUGGAACUGGACAAGGGACCCUUUGGCCUGGGAAUGGGACUGAUCGACGGACUGCACACUCCACUCAAUUCUCCCGGGAUCUACAUCCGCACGCUGAUCCCAGACGGACCAGCGGCAUCCGACGGGCGACUCCGAAUCGGAGACCGGAUCCUGGCUGUAAACGGGACCAGCCUCAUUGGCGCCGACUACCAGAGCGCGGUGGACCUGAUCCGCUUGGGCGGGGGGAGGCUUCGCUUCCUCGUCGCAAAGUCAGACCUGGAGGUCUCCGAGAAAAUCAGCGCCUCUUCCUGCUAAGUAACAACGGAAGCUCAGAGACUCACGGCAAGGUCACAUGACUUGAAUCCCCUUACCUACAGCGUUAGGUCCUGAAGUAGAAUGGCCCUGAAUGUUAGUGAAAUUUGUGCAGGUAAAACCAAACCAUCUGUGCACACCUUUCCCAAUACACCAUGCAAGCGGUUACUAUACUCAGGAAAUAACGUGAUCAUGUUUACGUAGGGGUGAAAAAGGGAGGCCGAUUUUCAAUUACGGCUUUUAUUUUUUAACCAGAUGACGUUACACUGUAGCUGAGCACGCUGGCCCCACGUAACUCCUGACGACCGCCGUAAAGAUCAGGCCAAAAAGAUCUGUCUGAAAAUGCUGCAAUAACACACGUCACGUUUUCGCUUAGUAACGUUUAAAGCCCAUCGGGCGCAUUAAGCACAUUCAUGUUUUUACGUGCCGACGUAGAUUUACCGAAAUGGCUUUUAUAAACGGCUUCCCGCGCCCCACGCCUGCCUCAUAAGCACUGACGUACACGUCAACCCUCCCUUCGGGGCCGACAAGUGAAGAGCUAACAGAUCAAGAUUGACUGAUACACCGGCUGAUUGGCCGUUAAUCCAGAUUCAAGGAUGCGGCUUUUCUUAUAGAGCUUCAGAAGCAGAAGAUUUGUGUUCCUCCUGUACUUUGAGAUCUUAUGUCACAUUUACUUUAAUGAAUGUAUCACCUAUAAACCAUUGGCAGAUACGUGUAUGUCCAUCUAUACUGGUGCAUAUAUGUAUGUCCAGAGCUAAUGGAUGACUUAGAAUCUGAUUUGUUUCUAUUGUUCUAUAGAGUAAAAUGUAAAGUUAAUAUUCAGCUUUAUAAUAAAGCAAUAAUUGUUAAA
Molecule: messenger RNA, 4257 nt
Organism: Paramormyrops kingsleyae
Lineage: Eukaryota; Metazoa; Chordata; Actinopteri; Osteoglossiformes; Mormyridae
Source: RefSeq, a predicted model, not a curated record